CAAAACUGAUGAUCCAUCACAUUCUCAACUCAUUUUUCCUAUAUACUGGUAGUGUACUCUAUGAAAGUGGUCAAACACUGGAUGACUAGAGUUGAGCAAAAAGGUUUUUGCUAGAGGGUAUAAAAACCCUAUAAGCAUAGUGGCGUUGAAAAAUUGUUGUACAAAAUGACGGCACUGUCGGAGCUCACCGACGACAUUGUUCGGAGCAUGACCGUAGGAGCCGUUUUCUCAGAUUUUGGUGGGCAGAUAAACUCUCUUGAUUUUCAUCGGAAAGAAGAUUUGCUGAUAACUGCAAGUGAGGAUGACUCAAUUCGACUUUUUGACAUUGCCAAUGGGAAGUUGCUAAAAACUACAUAUCAUAAGAGGCAUGGAGCUGAUCGAAUAUGCUUUACCCACCACCCUCAUUCUGUUAUAUGCUCUUCAAUACAUAACUUGGAUUUGCAUGGAGAGUCUUUGCGAUACCUAUCCAUCUAUGAUAAUCGAUGCCUUCGUUACUUUAAGGGACAUAAAGAGAGGGUUGUGUCACUGUGCAUGUCUCCCGUUAAUGACAGCUUCAUGUCUGGUUCUCUUGAUCAUAAUGUCAGAAUAUGGGAUCUUCGCGUAAAUGCUUGCCAGGGAGGAGAGAAGCGGUGUGGGUUUAAUCUGGAUCCCUCCCCGACAGCAAUGGAGGCAACCUUUACACCAGACGGCCAGUAUGUUGUUUCAGGUUCUGGAGAUGGAAACUUGCAUGUGUGGCACAUCAACGAACUAAAUAAGGUUUGUAGCUGGGAUAGCCACAUAGGCGUGGCAUCGUGCUUGAAAUGGGCCCCAAGAAGAGUCAUGUUUGUUGCUGCAUCAUCAGUUCUUACCUUGUGGAUUCCUAAUAAUAGAGGAGGUCCUGCUGAGGCCGCUGGAGUCCAGAUAGAAGAACAAGUUACUCUUAAUCUAUGACGUCUUUAUACGUUACAUGUAUGUGUAAAGACACGGGCCCUCUCGGGAGUUAUAUGGACAUUGUUGAAAAUUCUGAACGCUUUUUUAUUCGUAGAUGCAAGACAUAAUCCAAGGGCUUUUUAAAAAAAAAAAGUUAUGCCCCUUGGACAGUUGAUACUAUCAAACUGUAUCUUGAUUUAUGAAAUGUUUUACAACUCUUGCCUUAAAAGAAAAGAAUUAACCCAAA
Messenger RNA from Capsicum annuum, 1156 nucleotides. Its product is annotated as protein ANTHESIS POMOTING FACTOR 1. Lineage: Eukaryota; Viridiplantae; Streptophyta; Magnoliopsida; Solanales; Solanaceae. Gene Ontology annotation, molecular function: chromatin binding; protein binding. The record is from RefSeq and is a predicted model, not a curated record. Gene Ontology annotation, cellular component: Set1C/COMPASS complex.